Molecule: messenger RNA, 8404 nt
Organism: Phycodurus eques (leafy seadragon)
Lineage: Eukaryota; Metazoa; Chordata; Actinopteri; Syngnathiformes; Syngnathidae
Gene: klhl12
Product: kelch-like family member 12
Exons: 13
Coding region: 300-1994 (564 amino acids)
Molecular function (GO): protein binding
Source: RefSeq, a predicted model, not a curated record
GCAGCCAGCCAGUGGAGUCGCACUGCAACUACAGAACACUGCAGCUAGACUCUGCUAAGAAUUCAAUCAUGAUAUUUCCAUGUUUUGGAUAUAUGAGGAUGGCAUAUUGGGAUAUUCCAACAUGGACUGACUGUUGUUCAGAAGUUUUCUGCAGACUGUCUUACAGCAACAACUGAAACAAGGGACUUUGAUGCUAAAGCGAGCUAGCAAAACAACUUACCUUGACGCUUUGAAGCAGCUUUAACACAUUGACAGAUUCCUGGAGCGGUUUGAGAGCUCUGUGUGACCCUCAAGGCAGCAUGGCCCCCAAGGACAUCAUGACCAAUUCCCACGCCAAAUCAAUCCUUAAUGCCAUGAAUUCCCUCCGCAAGAGCAACACACUCUGUGAUAUAACUCUAAGGGUAGAAAAUACGGAUUUUCCAGCUCACCGGAUUGUCUUAGCGGCCUGCAGCGACUAUUUUUGUGCCAUGUUCACCAGUGAGCUUGCAGAAAAGGGAAAAUCCUUUGUGGACAUCCAGGGUCUGACUGCAUCAACUAUGGAGAUCUUGUUGGACUUUGUCUACACAGAGACGGUGCUAGUUACAGUGGAGAAUGUGCAAGAACUGCUCCCAGCAGCAUGCUUGCUUCAGCUGAAAGGAGUGAAAAGAGCCUGUUGUGAUUUUUUGGAGAGCCAACUUGAUCCAUCGAACUGUCUGGGCAUCCGUGACUUUGCCGAAACGCACAAUUGCCUCGACUUGAUGCAAGCUGCCGAGCUCUUUUCCCAAAAGCAUUUCUCCGAGGUGGUUCAGCAUGAGGAGUUCAUGCUGCUGAGCCAGACAGAAGUGGAAAAGCUUAUAAAAUGUGAUGAAAUCCAGGUGGACUCAGAAGAGCCUGUGUUCGAAGCUGUGCUAAACUGGGUCAAACACAACCGAAAAGAGAGAGAGCCCUAUUUGCCAGACAUGUUGGAGUUUGUCCGAAUGCCGUUGCUGACCCCCCGCUACAUCACAGACGUCAUUGAUGCCGAGCCCCUGAUACGCUGCAGUCUCCCCUGUCGAGACCUUGUCGAUGAAGCUAAGAAGUUCCACCUGAGACCAGAGCUGAGGAGCGAGAUGCAAGGCCCACGCACACAAGCAAGAUUAGGUGCAAAAGAAGUCCUUUUGGUGAUUGGCGGCUUUGGCAGCCAGCAAUCACCAAUCGACAUAGUGGAGAAAUAUGAUCCGAAAACUCAGGAGUGGACCUUCCUCCCGAACAUUGCGAGGAAACGACGUUACGUUGCCACAGUGUCUCUCCACGAUCGUGUCUAUGUGAUUGGAGGUUAUGACGGACGGUCAAGGCUCAGCUCAGUGGAGUGUCUGGACUACACGGCGGACGAGGAUGGGGUUUGGUACACCGUCGCCACUAUGAAUGUGCGCCGUGGCCUUGCUGGAGCCACAACGCUUGGAGACAUGAUCUAUGUUGCCGGCGGCUUUGAUGGGAGCCGGCGCCACACCAGCAUGGAGCGAUAUGACCCAAACAUUGACCAAUGGAGCAUGCUGGGAGAUAUGCAGACAGCCCGAGAAGGUGCUGGUCUGGUGGUGGCUAGUGGACUGAUAUACUGUCUUGGAGGCUAUGAUGGACUCAAUAUACUGAAUUCUGUGGAGCGGUAUGACCCCCACACAGGCCACUGGACGAGUGUCACCCCUAUGGCCACUAAGCGCUCAGGGGCUGGCGUGGCUUUACUCAAUGACCACAUUUACGUGGUCGGAGGUUUUGAUGGGGUUUCACACCUGGACUCUGUUGAGGUUUAUAACAUCAGAACAGACUUUUGGACCACUGUGGCCAGCAUGACCACACCUCGAUGCUACGUAGGAGCAACUGUCCUCAGAGGACGACUGUAUGCCAUCGCCGGAUAUGAUGGGAACUCUCUUCUCAGCAGUAUUGAAUGUUACGAUCCUGUGAUCGACUCCUGGGAGGUGGUUACCUCCAUGGUGACGCAGCGAUGCGACGCAGGAGUCUGUGUUCUACGAGAAAAGUGAUCUUUUCUUGAGAGCUGCGUGAACCGCAAGCGGGCGAGCGGCAUAAAUGAAAAGCAGGCAGCUAGACUUGGAUACAAUGCCACUAGAACAGACUGUUUGUUUGUUUAUUUGUUCGGCAGCCUAACCAAGGGAACUUCCAAAAAGAAAGCUCUCGUUCGCUGGACGUUAAAUCCUUCGCCAUUUCACAGGUAGAACUCGGCCAAGAUUAACCUCAGAAUAUCCCACCGCCGUCUGCAUGGCUCUCCUUAGUGGCGCUUGUUACUGUUGUUAAUCUGUGAGAUUAUUUUUAUCUUCAAAGUGCAAUAUAUUUGUACACAUCAUCAGAAAAGAGAUGCCGCUAAACGCCUUAUGACUUCGUCUUGCAUCGCAUUGUGAACAUUCAUGUUGCCUCUCAGUUUAAUGGGCCAUUUGCUUGUUAUUUAGCAUUUGCCAGCCUACGAACGCACCCCUUUGUAAUUCACUUUGUAAGAAUUGCUUGUAGACUCGGAUCCCCUAAAUAAAAUGACUUCAUACAAAUUUAGGAUAGUUUUACAAGAUAGCUCAAUCUGUUCCAUUGAAGUUGUUGUUUUUUUGUUUUUUGUUUUUGUUUUUGACGUCCAUUUCAGGCACGUCAUUUGUUUCCCUCUCAAGCAUUUCAAUUUGAAUGUUACUUCAACACUGCUGCUCAUAAAGUCAGGUGAUUUUUAUUUUAUUUUUUGAGUGACGUCCAUUUGAGGCGCGCUAUUUGUUUCCCUCUCAAGCAUUUAAUUUGAAUAUGUUACUUCAACACUGUUGCUCAUAGUCACAAGAAAAGUGAAACAUUUUGUCAUAACUGUAUGAAGGCUCGUUCAGUGGUGUGGACACACUGCCAGCGACUCCCAAAUAUAUUAGAAUUGUUGAAAGAGGACUGAGGUAGGCCAUCUGUGUCAUGAUUGAGAAACCAUCUUGAAACGAAGGAGGGGGCUUAGUGCACCACUUGUCUCCCACAUAAAAUGCUAUCCUUUCAUCCCUUCCGAAGAGAUCAAUUAACUCAAUCACCGGUAGCCGUUUUCAAGCGGAGAUCCCCAUAUUGCCAGCUGUUUUAGAGCAUUGUGACUGAUCUUUCAAGACCCAGACAAUAUUGCGUUCUGCGACAAAAUAAUCACCGGAUCUACCUUGUUCUUGCGUUUGUCUUUUUUAGACCUUCAGCUCAGUUGUUGGUAGCAAGCCAGUCCAGAGUUUCAUCGCCAGGUUAACAAGGCUUAGAUCGCCAUUUGGUGCCCGAUGUUUGGGGCAACUUGUUAUAUGACGUGUUCCAUGGUCUGUAGGGCGUCUCCACAUUCACAUUGGGCACUGUCCAUGAGGCCCCACCGCUUCAUCGACUUGCCAGUGCGUCCCACGCCUGUCCUCAGGCAAUUGAGUGUGGUGCACUGCUUUCGCGGCAGGUGCUGGAUUUGCGAAUCAUUGAUGGAUGGAAGUAUUCUGUUUUUAUGUGCAUUUUCCUCGACGUUCCAACCUCAUUGGAAUUGGGGUUUGUAUUUGUUGCUAUGUGUUCAAGUUGUUUGGGGCAGAAAAUUGAAUAGAUCAACCAAAGGUUGUGUGGACUUUGUGACCAAAGAGGUUAAUAAUACUGCUGGAACGGAGAGUGUGGGUGGUGGUAUGCAUGGUGAGCAGAGAGCGAAGACAGGGUGGGGAUUUGCCAAUGAGUGUUUGAUAGAUAUACACAGGCAAGUGAAUUUGUUUGUGACUCAAUGACCUGGAUGAAUGAAAAUAUUCACUGGUAUCAGAAUUGGAUUUGCAUUUUAGUACAGUGACAAUACAAAUAGAUAAUGAACUGGCGUGCAGUGGUAUUUUCUUGCAAUAUUACGCACUCUAAUAAUGGCCCAAGACUUUCACACAGUACUUUAUUUAAAAGUUCCACCUAUCAGUCAUUGUAAACCACCUUGAAGCAUUAACCUUUUUGCUAUUCAGUGCUACUAUGUCUAAAAAGACUUUCAGAAAGCAGAUGGAGAGAGGCCUGCCUUCCUCCCCACCUCCAUCCACUGCGAGCCUCCUCAGCAGCAGGAGAGACGAAACACACAAAGAUCACAAGGUAGUGCUCACUUGCGAGGUUGAGCCCUGAAGGACAUACAUCUUCAUGCUCUAUGGAGGAAAUAAAGCACCAGCCUGGAGCCUUUUUGACUAAUAAAUUGACUGCUGUUCUUACAGAAACAUGGUGAGCAAAAAAAUGAUUUGGAGACCACAGCAGGAAAAUGACUUUGUAAAUCUACAAUCUAUACUGUAUAAAAUGGCUGAUUACAUGACAUUGAUUUAAUGAACACAAAUGUGCAAAUAUUGAAACAUGACUGCUGGAAAUAUUUGUGGGAGACAGAAGAGUAAACUGCCAGUAAAAGCCUGUCAUGCGUUUUGACAUUCUAACCUAAAAUGGGAAAAGGAGACAAGCGAUACAAUAAAAACAAAUCAGACAUUUUGUAUUAUGCAGUGACAUUGUGUAAUUAUAAAGGAAUUCAUUUUGAGUCAUAGCAAGUGAUUCAAAUUACAAUGAGCCAAUUGACAAUGGCAAUGGGAGAUUUUUUUGAUUAUUCAAUAACAGGGCAACACAAAAUUGUGUUAUAGCAUUACACUGAAUGGUCCAAACUCCAUAACCUCAACUGGUUCACUGACAGGAAGAAAACCCAAAUGAAAACUGACGCUAUUUAGAUUAGAUUUGUUUUUUUAGGAUAUUUGUGCUACCAAUUCAGAGACAACAACAAAUUACAAAAACUCGUCAAGGUAAAUCUUCACUUGCUACUUUAGCCGAAGAAAGAAGGUAGCGGUAUUAAACUUCAUGGAAAUAUUUGAAGGGGCUUUUUUUUUCAAAAUACACACCUUUCCCCCCUGCUAAUCCUUAAAGCCUGUUGUUACCACUGAAGUUUAUUUUUUUACCCAGAUUAGUACCUAAAAUACUGUCACAACUAGUCAGGCGCUCCCCCCUCUGCCAGUUCGUCACACCCACCUACCUUAUGUAAGACUGCUGCCAUUGGAUCAUUCAGUUAUUGCCAGAUUGUAUCACUACAAGCUCUGGCCAGAUGCUCCAGCACUUUUCCAUGGAUUGAUUUUUUUGUUGCUGACCAUGUCUGCCCUGCCCGUGACCAUCCCGCCACGUGGUUCUCCCCGGAAUCUCCUGUCUUAGCACGUUUGCCUGCCCCAGUGGUUGUUUGCCGUUUUGCUACGACAACAAAGUGUAAGUUUCCCCAUCCUGCUAUCAGAGGAUUACACAGUGUUACAUUACCUGGCUUCAAACCCCUUCCCAUACUUCAAGGACUUGUCAUCUGGACUUUGAAAUCAAUUGUGUUGCUGCUCACCCACCCAUUUGUUGCUGGACUUGUCGCAGUUGUUAUUGAGGUAAAUUCCAACUAGUUCUGUGGUUAAGCGUAUUAAUACCCUCCAACAUGACUCUUCUUGCAAAAACCUUUUUGGGGACAUACUAUAGAAUCAUAACAGCAUUUGUUAAUUUCCCUCUGUCACGUUCUCUCACAGGGUGAGUGCAUCUCCAUUAAUGUGGGCCAGGCAGGUGUGCAGAAAGGAAAUUCCUGCUGGGAGCUGUUCUGCCUCGAGCAUGACAUCAACCCUGAUGGAACCUCUCAAGAACCUGCAGCACCAAACUUUCGUGAAGAUCCCUUCAACAUCUUGUUCAAUACUGGGAGUUCUGGGCGUCACGUUCCAAGAGCGCUUUAUGUCGACCUGAAGCCCACAGUGGUCGGUUGGCAUCAAUCAUCAGCCUCCAACUGCAGGUCCUGGAGGAGACUUAGCCAAAGUGCAGCAGGCCGUGUCCAUGCUGAGCAACACCACAGCCAUCGGUGAGGCCUGGUCUCAUCUUGGCCAAAUGUUUGACCUGAUGUAUGCCAACCAGGCUUUCAUACAUUGGUAUGUGGGCGAGGGAGAGUUUGCUGAGGCCAAAGAGGACCUGCCAUGUCUGGAAAAUGAUUACGAGGAGUUUGGCCACACCAGUCCAGAUUCUGAAACGAUGAUGAGGAUCAAGAAUUUUGAACUUGUUUAAACCUCGACUGAGGUAAAAAUGAUGUUUAUACCUGGCUUUCAUGGUUUUUCAUGUUUGCAUGUUUUUUAAGAAAGUUUUUCUCUUUUCCGGGGGCUGUACUUUGGUCAUGUUGAGCCUUUUACCUUGCCAUAUACAGUGGGUACGGAAAGUAUUCAGACUCCCUUAACUCUAUUAUAUUGCAGCCAUUUGCUAAAAUCAUUUAAAAUCAUUUUUCCCUCAUUAAUGUACACACAGCACCCCAUAUUGACGCGAAAAAACUGAAUUGUUGACAUUUUUGCAGAUUUACUAAAAAAAGAAAAACUUAAAUAUCACACAGCUAUAAGUAUUCAGUCCCUUUUCUCAAUAUUUAAUAGAAGCACCCUUUUGAGCUAAUACAGCCAUGAGUCUUUCUGGGAAUGGUGCAGCAAGUUUUUCACAUCUGGAUUUGGGGAUCCUCUGCCAUUCCUUCUUGCAGAUCCUCUCCAGUUCUGUCAGGUUGAAUGGUGAAUGUUGGUGGACAGCCAUAUUCACUUCUCUCCAGAAAUGCUCAAUUGGGUUUAAGUCAGGGCUCUGGCUGGGCCAUUCAAGAACAGUCACAGAGUUGUUCUGAAGCCACUCCUUCGGUAUUUUAGCUGUGUGCUUAGGGUCAUUGUCUUGGUGGAAGGUGAACCUGCGGCCCAGUCUGAGGUCCUGAGCACUCUGGAGAAGGUUUUCGUCCAGGAUAUCCCUGUACUUGGCCGCAUUCAUCUUUCCUUCGAUUGCAACCAGUCGUCCGGUCCCUGCAGCUGAAAAACACCCCCACAGCAUGAUGCUGCCACCACCAUGCUUCACUGUUGGGACUGUAUUGUACAGGUGAUGAACAAUGCCUGGUUUUCUCCACACAUACCGAUUAGAAUUAAGCCCAAAAAGUUCUAUCUUGGUCUCAUAAGACCAGAAACUCUUAUUUCUCACCAUCUUGGAGUCCUUCAGGUGUUUUUUAGGAAACUCCAUGCAGGCUUUCAUGUGUCUUGCACUGAGGAGAGGCUUCCGUCAGGCCACUCUGCCAUAAAGCCCUGACUGGUGGAGGGCUGCAGUGAUGGUUGACUUUCUAGAACUUUCUCCCAUCUCCCGACUGCAUCUCCGGAACUCAGCCACAGUGAUCUUUGGGUUCUUCUUUACCUCUCUCACUAAGGCUCUUGUCCCCCAAUUGUACAGUUUGGUCGGACGGCCAGCUCUAGGAAGGGUUCUGGUCACCCCAAUUGUCUUCCAUUUAAGGAUUAUGGAGGCCACUGUGCUCUUAGGAACCUUAAGUGCAGCAGAUAUUUUUUUUAACCUUGGCCAGAUCUGUGCCUUGCCACAAUUCUGUCUCUGUGCUCUUCAGGCAGUUCCUUUGACCUCAUGAUUCUCAUUUGCGCUGACAUGCAUUGUGAGCUGUAAGGUCUUAUAUAGACAAUUGUGUGGCUUUCCUAAUGAAGUCCAAUCAGUAUAAUGAAACACGGCUGGACAACAAUGAAGGUGUCGAACCAUCUCAAGGAUGAUCAGAAGAAAUGGACAGCACCCGAGUUAAAUAUGAGUGUCACAGCAAAGAGUCUGAAUACUUAUGGCUGUGUGAUAUUUCAGUUUUUCUAAUUUUAAUAAAUCUGCAAAAAAAUUCCGCUUUUUUUCUGUCCAUAUGGGGCGCUGUGUGUACAUUAAUGAGGAAAAAAAUGAACUUAAAUGAUUUUAGCAAAUGGCUGCAAUAUAACAGAAUUUAAAAAUUUAAGGGGUUCUGAAUACUUUUCGCACCCACUGUAGUUACAGUUGUGCUCAUAAGGUUACAUACCCUGACAGAAUUGGUAAAAUAUUGGCAAUUUUUAGAAAAUAUGAUUGAUGACUGAACGGGUAUUCCUAUGUUUUGUUUAAAGGUCCCGUAUUUUACCAAACCAACUUUGUAUAGUAUUGGGAAGUAAUAUUGGCUCUAUGGUGCCUCGGUAAACGUGAAAUAUGAAUUACAAUCGUCCACGCAUUCCUAAAUUACAGAUGUUUUUCUGUCAAGAGACCUGAAAUCAGGUCAUUCGAAUUUCUCAAGCUUAUCUAUGUCACUAACAAAGAUCUCUGCCUACCUCUCCGCUCCCGAGCCAGCGCUGUCAACAUAAAAAAUGUGUGUGCUCUCACACGUCUUCUUCACAGAGGCAACCAAUCAGAGGAAAGGGGGCAGUCUUAGUCAAAUAUGGACAAAGCGGAUACAAAAUUGGGUCAUACAGAAGUAGUUGUCAGAGGGGCCUUUUCUGGACACUUGUAUGGGGAAAAUCAAGGUUGUUGUUUUUUUUUAAUGAAAUUUACACUUUUAUACUAAGUCCAUGUUUGAGAGUCACUCUAUGUAGGUCUAUAUAGCCAAAAUAUGGGACAUUUAAUGAUUGCUCUUUUCUGAAAUGCCUUGUAGUUAAAUUUGAAUACCAUUAAAAAUGAAACCUUU